Molecule: messenger RNA, 4404 nt
Organism: Uloborus diversus
Lineage: Eukaryota; Metazoa; Arthropoda; Arachnida; Araneae; Uloboridae
Gene: cora
Product: protein 4.1-like
Exons: 15
Coding region: 121-2235 (704 amino acids)
Cellular component (GO): cytoskeleton; plasma membrane
Molecular function (GO): actin binding; structural molecule activity
Source: RefSeq, a predicted model, not a curated record
GGUGUUUUGUUUUAGCACUUGUGAAUGCGCGUAAAAAUGAACAUUGAAGCUGUUUUGAAACAAUUAUCAUUGAUAUAACACAAUUCCCAGUUGGAAGAGGAACAACAAGUAAAGUUUACCAUGACAGACAUCCGCAAUAUUUCAAUGGAUACUUCCCUUCCAAUAACAGAAAGCGGAGUGGUGAUCAGUGAUUUCGAUUCUCAUUACGGCACAGGGAAAAGAAGACCAAAAGAAAUAAAUCGUUCUAAAACAGUACCUUGUAGAGUUCGUAUGUUGGAUGGCACAGAUUUUGAAUGCGAUAUCAACAGGCGAGCUAAAGGUGCUGAUUUAGCAGAACUACUUGCAGACUCUCUUAACCUCUUGGAAAAAGAUUAUUUUGGUCUUACAUUUUUAGAUCAGGAUGGGUCUAGGAAUUGGUUGAAUUAUGAAAAAAGAAUAUCGAAACAAAACAAAGGUGGGCCUUGGGAAUUCGGCUUUGAGGUAAAAUUUUAUCCACCUGAUCCUUCUCAACUACAGGAAGAUAUUACUAGGUACCAGUUAUGUUUACAAAUUCGUAAUGAUGUUCUCUCAGGAAAACUACCCUGUUCAUUUGUGACUUAUGCACUUUUAGGGUCAUAUCUCGUACAAUCAGAGCUUGGAGACUAUGACCCAGAAGAACAUGCAAGCAAUUAUCUGUCAGAUUUCAAAUUCGCACCAAAUCAAACUCCAGAAUUGGAAGAAAAAGUAGCUGAAUUACAUCGUCAACAUAAAGGACAAACUCCUGCAGAGGCUGAACUCCACUACUUAGAGAAUGCCAAGAAAUUAGCCAUGUAUGGAGUUGAUCUCCAUCAGGCUAAAGACUCUGAAGGUGUGGAAAUCAUGCUUGGAGUCUGUGCAUCUGGUUUGCUAGUCUAUCGAGACCGUUUACGGAUCAAUCGAUUUGCUUGGCCCAAGAUUUUAAAGAUUUCAUACAAGCGAAACAACUUUUAUAUCAAAAUUAGACCAGGAGAGUUUGAACAGUUUGAAAGCACAAUUGGUUUCAAGCUGCCAAAUCAUCGAGCAGCUAAACGACUUUGGAAAGUUUGCGUUGAACACCACACAUUUUUUCGGUUGAUGAUGCCAGAACCUCCGCCCAAGCCAAAACUUUUUCUACCUCGCUUCGGCUCCAAGUUUCGAUAUUCAGGUCGAACACAGUACCAAACAAGAAUGGCGAGUGCGAUGAUUGACCGACCUCCUCCUCAUUUUGAACGGACCAUGAGUAACAAACGUUUCACAUCCCGAAGCAUGGAUGCUCUGGGUUAUAGAAAUAGAACUUGUUCUGAAUCACGAACAGAAAACAAACGUCAUACUUUAGCUGGCCCUCCUUUUAGAAGUCCAAUGGGUGAUGAUUUUAGAAAAAAGGAUAAGCCACCCCCUUCGCCCACAAAUUUUGCACAACCCUAUGAAAAAUCUGCAGAAUUCUUCCAGCAGCAGGAAAAUAAGAGACCUCCUGGUGGAAUUGCAGUAUUUCCAAAUCUAGAUCAGUACAGAGCUAAUCAACCAUCUCCAGACAUUACACUUAAUGGGCACUUCCAGCCAACAUUAGAUGAAAAUGCUAGGAAAAUAGCAGAGUCAAUUGUAAAUCAACCUGUGGUAUCAGAAUCUACUUACACUACAGUCACAACUACAGAAAGCACCCCAGAUCCAACAUCGCCUGAAAAGUGUUUUACAAAGAAAACGAGCACAACUAGUGAACAAAAGCAAGUGACUCAGCAAGUUUCAAAAAGCACUAAAAUAAUUACCUGUCCUGUGGAUGAGCUACAGUCUGCUAUUGUUAAAACAGAAUCUGUGAUGUACAAUCCAAAUAGUAAGCCUUGCAGUCCUCAAAGUACCACCUACGUCCCAGUUGUAGAAACCGAAACAUGUAAAGUGUUUUAUACGACUGAGCUCCCACAGUCACCUGGAUUGAACUCAUUCAGUCGAUCAGCUGCAUCAUCACCAUCACCUUUGCCCCUCGACACUUCCCUUCUUGGAGAAGACAUUUUAAACACAUCAUCUGUAUCAAGCAAGACACGCACAGUUGAAACAAUUACAUAUAAAACAGAGAAAGAUGGAGUCAUUGAAACCCGAGUGGAAAAGAAGAUUACCAUUCAUAGUGAUGGAGACCCCAUUGACCAUGACCAAGCUCUGGCCGAAGCCAUUCAUGAAGCCACACUUAUGAACCCAAACUUGACUGUAGAGAAAAUUGAAAUACAACAACAACCUCCGAAAGCUUAAUGAGUAUGUUUAACUGUAGACGAAGUAGUCAUUUCUAACCCUGGGAAUUAUUUUCGAGCUUUCAUCUCAAUUGUAAUUUUUGACCUAAGGUGCUCAUCUUCCCAUCAGUUGAAUCUCUUUUAAAGCUUCUUUUGAUCAAUCGCAGAAGAAAUGUUACAAAAUUUUCUAUCUAGGCAUUUCUUGAUUUUACAAUUUAAUUGACUGUUAGGAUUUAAUGAUAAAGUGGCAAUUCAGGUAGAUAACUUUAAGUACAGUAUACACACAACUUCUGAUGCAUUUGCUAAUGUACAAAGUUUCCUUUUAAAUGUGAUUUCACCCUAUCUUUUUACUAUUUUGUAUUGUAUAUAUUGUUAGAAGCCCAAAACGCUUUUUACUGCCAUGAUAUCUAAUAGAAUUAUCAUGUUAAAUUAUUUGAUAUUGUCAUCCAAAAAUUUUUUAACAAUGUUCCAUAUAUGUAGCAAAGAAAAAAAAAGGCAGAAGUGUAAUAUUCAUAGUAUCAUAUAAUUUUGACAAGCCAUUGUGUUUCUUUCUCUAUAAAAUAUGUUGAUUUAAAAAAUAUUUCCAAAACAACAAAUUUUCCCUUAUAACUGAAAUACAAAACUUUAAAUUAUUUUAAGCUGAAAUAGUAUUGAUUUAAAAAGCCAUAGAACUGUUUUGAAUGAUUGGAGAGUUUUAGCUUGGAAAACGUGUUAUACUGACAACUACAGAAAUGAACUUGUAUUGAAACAUCAGGGAAUUAGCAUAAUCAUGUUUAUACAAGCACACCCAGGGCUUUAGUUUAGGGAAAACAUGGGGGAGGUGGCCCCCCGAAAUAUUUGGGUUACUAUUGUAAAAAAAAAAAAAAAAAAACUUUUGAAGUAAAUUAAUGUCUACCUUUUGAAUUAUAGGUGGUAUAAGUAAUCUAAACUAAGCUUUCUUGGCCUAACAAAAAGUCAUCAAUGGUGGCAUCUACCCAAUAUGUUUACUGAACACACCCGUAAUAUUUAAAGGAAAAAAUAUCUUUUUUGAGUGAUUUGAUAAAAAGAGAAAUUAUUAUGCAUUUGUUUUUCAUAUUUUUUUACUGUGCACCACUUUCCCAAAGUCAAUUAAGGAUGUCAUAUGCAUUUAUUUUUUAUUUAAGAACUAUAUUUUCAUAUUGAAAAAAAAAAACUCAUUCAAAAUGAACCACAAAUAUGACCCAAAUUAUUAUUUGGAUAAACUGCAUAUGGGAAAUGAUUCAAAGUGAAGCUUUAUAUACAAUAUUCAAUGCAUAUUUAGGAACAUAAAUGAUGUUGGUAUGGCCCAUGAAUACGGUGCAGACAUCUAGUGUUAUCAGAGGGAAUUUUAUGAGCCAGUUGGCAUUUACAAGGCAGUGGUGGAAGGCUAUGAACAACCACCAUGAGGUCAGCUGGUGUUUCAUGUUCAUUUGAAUUUAAUAAGGCUUUAAUUCUAAAAAUAAAAAACCUUUGCAUAUUUUUGAAGAGAAAAAGGGAAUUUUGUCUAUCAUUCAUCCUUUCCUCAUCUUGUCUGUUACUGGAUAUCAGUAGAUUUGUUGUUAUCUCUUACUGGAGGAUUGGACUUUUUUUUUCAAAAUUGAGCGAAUAAAAAUAGAAUUAAGUAACUCAGAAGAUCCAGAAGCAGCCAAACGUUAGAUGAGAUGUAGUUGCAUGAGAAAAAAAUAGUCUAAAUAGUCUAAAUACAUUAAAAGACUCAGAAAAUUGAGUUAACCUGAGAGCGAUGCCUUAAGCAUAUCUGUGACUGUUGCCGUUACCCUACUUUUAUAAUAUUGAUAAUCAGUUGCUUUUGUGCCAUAACUCUUUUAACUUUUUGAAUUUGCAUGAUUAUAUUAGAAGUUCCAGUUCAUAUGUUAAUUUUAAAUGUGAAUGUACGGAAAAUCUAUUUCAAUCUCCUUUGUUAUGUAAACUAUCAAAUAUUGCAUCCAUUAAUAGUGUAAUUAUGUAACUUAGCAUUAGGGCCUGAACACUGUGCCUAUGAAAUAAAACUACCUUCAUGGAAUUUGGUAUCCUUCCCUCACUCCCGUGCCCUCUCCAUUCUCUAAAAGGCUUCCAAAGACUGUGAUAUUUAAUAGAGUGAAUUUUUUUAUUUCAAUGAUAGGAAUUUGAAUUAGAAGAAAUUCACAAACAUCAACUACUAAACUUUAUUAAAAAAUAUUAUUAUUUGUGUUUGUAU